AUGAUCCUUUCAGAAGUACGUGAAGCGAGUUCCUUUUGCAAUAAAAAUGACACCAAGUGCCUGUCCGAUUCUUGCCAAAGCAAUUCUACGUGCAAGGAUUUCUCAAAAGACAAGAGUUGCCGCUGUUCAGACACAGCCGUUCACGGGGACAAAGACUGCGGGGAGGAGGAGGACCCCUGCCUCUCCAGCCCCUGUCCAGGACACGCCACGUGUGUUCGCGUCCCGGGGGAGAGGCGCUCUCUGUGCAGAUGUCCUCCCGGGCACAGCGGGGCCGGCUGCGACACCAGCGCUGGCCCCUGCGGGCCCCGCUCCUGCCUGCACGGGGGCGUCUGCCACCAGGACCCCGGGCCACCCGUGUGCGUCUGCCCCGCUGGCUACACGGGAAGGUUCUGCGAGCUGGACCUCGACGAGUGCGCGUCCAGCCCCUGCCUGCACGGCGCUGUGUGCCGGGACGGAGGCGACGGCUACUCCUGCUUCUGUGUCCCGGGCUAUCAAGGCCGGCGCUGCGACGUGGAAGUGGACGAGUGUGUGUCGGAGCCCUGCAGGAACGCGGCCACGUGCCUCAACGAGAUCGGACGGUACACCUGCGUCUGCCCGCGCGGGUUCUCGGGUGUAAACUGUGAACUGGAAGUUGAUGAGUGCCGGUCCCAGCCCUGCCUCAAUGGUGCCACUUGUCAGGACGUUGUGGGGGCCUACCUCUGUGACUGUGCCCCCGGAUUCCUGGGCGACCGCUGUGAGCUCAACACGGACGAGUGUGCCAGUGGGCCGUGUCUCCAUGGUGGACUGUGCGUGGAUGGAGCCAACAGGUACAGCUGUACCUGCGCAGGUAGUGGAUUCACGGGGACGCGCUGUGAGACCCUGAUGCCCCCGUGUUCGUCAGAGCCCUGUCACAACAACGCCACCUGUGAGGACCGUGCUGACAGCUACGCCUGCCACUGCCAGCCUGGUUACACGGGCGUCCAGUGUGAAACCGACCUCGACGGAUGCGGGAGUGGCCCCUGCCAGGCUGGCGGGCAGUGCAUGGAGCUGUCCUCGGAGACAGCGCGUGAGCGCCUGGCCCAGCUGCAGUCUGCAUCCGGCCGCCCUGAAGCCUCCGGUUACGUCUGUGUCUGUCCACCCGGACUUACAGGAGUCCACUGUGAGGAGGACGUGGACGAGUGCUCGUCCAGCCCUUGCCGCAACGGCGGCACUUGUGAGAACUCGCCUGAGGGUUACACUUGCCACUGCCCGUUGGAUCCCCGUUCUGGAGUCUUCUAUGGAGGCAGGGACUGCUCCGAUACCCUCCUGGGCUGUGCCGAUCGUCCGUGUCUAAACAACGGGACGUGCGUCCCCCACGUCCACGACGGCCGGCACGGAUUCGACUGCUUGUGCCCCCCUGGCCACACCGGGUCACGGUGUGGGACCGUCACCACGCUGUCCUUCGAGGGCAGCGGCUUCCUGUGGGUCCCAAGUGGCUCAGCUCCGGCCCGGGACUCGGGCUGUACCGUAGCCCUCAGGUUCCAGACCGUCCAGCCGGCGGCCCUGCUGCUCUUCCGGGGUGACCGGGACGCGUUUGUGAUGCUGGAGGUGCUGGCUGGCUUCGUCCACUUGACCCUUCAAGUCGGCGAUCGGCCGAAGGUGGUCCUGCUCAUCCCCCAGGACACCAGUGACGGAGGGUGGCACGCGGUGGAGGCGACGUUUGCAGAGGCGGUGACCCUCACCCUGGGCGACGACGCUUGCUCGGGGGCGUGCAUCGCUAGCGCUCCUUCUCCGUUUGAACGCGAUGGGUCAUCAGCGUGCGCGCUCCAGAAUUCCUUUCUGGGGGGUUUGCCGGAGGGAAGCGCCCACAGUGGUGAUGCUCUGGUUCACGUCUAUGAGAUACCAUCCGCACCUUCGCUCGUAGGCUGCCUCCAAGACGUGCAGUUGGACUCGAACGCCGUCACCGCGGAGAACAUCUCAUCCGACACGGCUCUGAAUGUCAGGGCGGGCUGCACCCGAAAGGACUGGUGUGAGAGCCAGCCUUGUCACAACAGAGGACGCUGCCUCAACCUGUGGCUCGGUCACCGCUGUGAGUGCCGCAGGCCCUACCGCGGCCGCAGCUGCCACGGAGAGUAUGUGGCAGGCAGAUUUGGCCAAGAUGACUGUCCCGGAUAUGCUGUUUUUCAUCUCGACAAGGAUUACGAAGAGGACCUCACGCUCUCCAUGUUUGUUCGAACACGCCGUCCGUCCGGCUUGCUCCUAGCUCUGGGAAACGGCACUUACCAACACCUCCGUGUUUGGCUAGAGCAUGGAAGGCUAGCAAUGCUGACUCCAGGUUCUCCCAAAUUAUUAGUAACAUUUGUUCUCAGUGACGGACAAGUCCGCUUGGUAUCUUUGAAAAUCAAGCCAAAUAAAAUUGAACUGUAUCAGUCAUCACAAAAUCUAGGAUUUCUUUCUGCUCCUACGUGGAAACUCCAAAGAGGAGAUGUCCUCUACGUUGGCGGACUCCCUGACAGGCAAGAGACUGAGGUUAGUGGUGGAUUCUUCAAAGGCUGCAUUCAAGAUAUAAGGCUAAACAACGAAAACCUGGAAUUCUUCCCAAAUUCAACGAGCAGCGCAGCCCACAAUGCCGUUCUCGUCAAUGUGACGGAAGGCUGUCCCGGAGACAACCUGUGUGAGCCCAACCCCUGUCACCAUGGAGGCGUCUGCUACCUGCUGUGGGACGACUUCUCCUGCUCCUGUCCUGCCAACACAGCCGGGAAGGCCUGCCAGGAGCUGCGCUGGUGUGAACUCGGCCCGUGUCCCCCUGGUGCCCAGUGCCUGCAGCUGCCUCGAGGAUUUGAAUGUAUCGCAAAUGCUGUUUUGAAUGGACAAAGCCAUGAGAUAAUAUUCAGGAGCAGCGGGAACAUCACCAGAGAGCUGACCAACAUCACGUUUGGUUUCAGAACGAGGGACGCACAUGUGAUCAUACUGCGUGCAGAGAAGGAGCCUGAAUUCCUUCGUAUUCACAUUCGGGAUUCCCGGUUGUUAUUUCAGCUGCGAAGCGGCAACAGCUUUUACACGCUGAGUCUGACGAGUCUGCAGCCCGUGAGCGACGGCGUGUGGCACCAGGCGACCGUCUCCAUGACAGACCCGGGGGCCCAGGCCUCCAGGUGGCAGAUGGAGGUGGACGGGCAGGCGCCUCCUGUGACCAGUGCAGUCGCUGCCGGGAGCCUCGGCUUCCUGAAGGAUAACACAGACAUCUACGUGGGUGACCGAGCUAGCGACAGCGCGCGGGCCCCGCGAGGAUGUCUAAGCACGAUAGCCAUCAGCGGCCUCUAUCUCUCUUACCUUGGAAACGUCCGUGGCUUGAUGAGUAGACCUCAGGAGGGGCGGUUUCUCAGAGUCUCUGUGCGUCCGGUGGAGACGGGCUGCCGGCAGCUCGACGCCUGCCGCUCCGGGCCCUGCCUGCACGGAGGCCGCUGCGAGGACACCUACAGCGCCCACCGCUGCACCUGUCCCGCGGGACGGUCGGGGCCACACUGCGAGCUGGCCAUCGAUGCGUGCCUUUCAAGCCCCUGUAUCCACGGCAACUGCUCCGCCCCCGGCGGGGCAGCCUAUCACUGCAGGUGUGAGCCCGGCUUCACCGGCGUGAACUGCGAGUCGGAGGUGGACCACUGCCAGCGUCACCAGUGUGCGAACGGGGCCACCUGCGUGAGUGACGCCACCGGCUACUCUUGCCGCUGUCCCGGAAACUUCACCGGAAGGUUCUGCAGAUACCUCCGGUUACCCUCCACCGUCUGUGGGAAUGAGAAGACCAACCUCACUUGCUACAGCGGUGCCAACUGCACGGAGCUCCGGGGAGAAAUGAAAUGUGCCUGCUCGCCUGGUUUUACGGGGGAGCGGUGUGACAUGGACAUCGACGAGUGUGCGUCCGACCCCUGCCUCCACGGCGGCCGCUGUCAGGACCUGCGGAACGGGUUCCGCUGCGCGUGCCCGCUGGCCUUCGCCGGGCCGCGCUGCGAGCUGGACCUGGCAGAUAACUUGCUCUCGGACGUCUUCGCUGCCAUCGGUUCAGUGACAUUAGCCUUGUUGCUGAUCCUCUUUCUGGCAGUGGUGGCUUCUGUUGUCGCCUCCAACAAAAGGGCAACCCAGGGCUCCUACAGCCCGAGCCGUCAGGAAAAGGAUGGCCCUCGUGUGGAGAUGUGGAGCAUGAUGGAUGCCCCUGCAGCGGAGAGGCUGAUCUAGGACCACCCUGCCUCUGGAGGAAGACAUCCAUGCACCAUGAAUGAGACACUUGCCCCUGAGUGUUCUUCUAAUGCACCUGGAGACAUCAAUUCACAACCGGGACCAUGUUGAAACUGAAGGAAGAACUCCCUUGACCACCAUACGGAUGUUCAUAGUGGUUCAAGUUGAAAUCAUUGUUUUGUUGUAUUAUAUUAGCCAAUCACAGAAUGAUGUUUCUUGUGCCAAUAGUUUUAGCCUCAUAAUUUAGCAAGAAUGCCUGCCAAGGACGUGUCUUCUGGGAAAAGCUCCAGUGUCUGACUUCUACAGUCUUUACUCUGUGCAACCUGGGGACGGGUUUUUAGUUUGCCCAUUCACUGGAAACUGCAUCAUUUCACACAGAAACUACAGAAAAAGUAGGUACAUUUCUCCCUCUUCCUAUCAGGUGGUGAGAGGUUUUAGUUUGUACCAAUGAAGAGAUGCACAUGGUUUGUCCUUCAGUCAUGGAUUCGAGAAAGUCAUGGGAAUAGCCUGUGGUUAAAAAGCAAUCGAAUGUCCACAAAUAAAAAU
This is a messenger RNA of Cervus elaphus (red deer), 4731 nucleotides long. RefSeq names its product crumbs cell polarity complex component 1 (gene CRB1). The coding region runs from base 1 to 4185 and encodes 1394 amino acids. The transcript has 12 exons. Gene Ontology annotation, molecular function: calcium ion binding. Gene Ontology annotation, biological process: establishment or maintenance of epithelial cell apical/basal polarity; heterophilic cell-cell adhesion. The record is from RefSeq and is a predicted model, not a curated record. Lineage: Eukaryota; Metazoa; Chordata; Mammalia; Artiodactyla; Cervidae. Gene Ontology annotation, cellular component: protein-containing complex; plasma membrane.